AUGGCCUACGUGGCUCAAGGCAGAGGACGAUCCAAAUCUCUGCCACAGUGUUAUAAUUGCAAGGAAAUUCAACACAUUGCAAAACAUUACAAGAAGAAAUUCUGCAAUUAUUGCAAGAAGGUGGGUCAUAUCAUUAGGGAUUGUCUAGUACGUCCUCAGAAUCGAUCCGUUCCUGCUUUUCAUACUGUUGUUCAGUCCACUUUUGUGCCUUCAUCUUCCACACAGCUCGUUGUUCAGGUUUCUUCUUCCAACAUUACUCCCGAGCAGUUUCAACAGAUGAUUAUUUCAGCCAUUUUUGCUCUUGCUUUACAUUAUGUUUGUAAGUAUGAUGGUAAGCAACAUAUUCAGAUCGCCGAUGGUAGCACAGUUGGAAGUUUGGGAUCGUCCUUUACUAAUGUUUUUAUGUCUCUUGAUUUAUCUGCCAAUCUCAUUUCGGGAAGUCGUGCUUCUACCUAUUUUGAAAUUAUUCAUUCUGAUGUUUGGGGUAAAAGUCUUGUUAUUCUCAUGCUCAAUACAGGUCUUGUGUAUCAGCGAAGUCGCCCACUGCCUCUUCCUUCCUUUGAACCGCCACUUGAUCCUGUUGUUCAAGCGCCCUGCCGGUCUACUAGGGUUUCCCAGCCCCCAGAUUGGUAUGGUUUUUCUUCUGCUCUUCAUGCUACCCUUUAUACUACUUCUGUCUACCCUAUCAAGCUACAAGCUGAUGGCUCUGUCGACAGACAUAAAGCUCGUCUAGUGGCACUUAGGAAUUGGCAGGAGUAUGGGCUUGAUUAUGAGGAAACAUUCGCUCCGGUGGCCAAAAUGACUAUCGUCCGCACUGUUAUGGCCAUUGCUCUUUUGAAAGGUUGGUCGCUUCGCCAGAUGGAUGUGAAGAAUGCAUUUUUACAUGGUGAUCCAAAGGAAGAAAUAUUUAUGUCUACUCCUCUUGGCUUGUUUCCAACCUCUUCUGUUGAGAGUCAGUAUGACUCCUCUAUAUUCUUUAGCAAGACUGCCCUUGGGAUUGUUAUCCUUCUUGUGUAUGUCGAUGAUAUUGCGAUUACAGAAUCUAAUCUCCAGUUAAUUGAGCAACUCCAACAACGCCUCAAAUCUUCGUUUCAUCGUUUCAUAUGA
Messenger RNA from Alnus glutinosa, 1107 nucleotides. RefSeq lists its product as uncharacterized. The record is from RefSeq and is a predicted model, not a curated record. Gene Ontology annotation, molecular function: nucleic acid binding; zinc ion binding. Bases 1 to 1107 code for a protein of 368 amino acids. Lineage: Eukaryota; Viridiplantae; Streptophyta; Magnoliopsida; Fagales; Betulaceae. The transcript is spliced from 6 exons.